Molecule: messenger RNA, 1800 nt
Organism: Pimephales promelas (fathead minnow)
Lineage: Eukaryota; Metazoa; Chordata; Actinopteri; Cypriniformes; Leuciscidae
Source: RefSeq, a predicted model, not a curated record
CUAGUGUUUCGAAAGUGCCCAUCACUAGAUUGAGGAUUGUCCUCUUAUGCUUGCCGUAUUGCGUCGAGGUUAAAGGGGAAAGUUUUCAGCAUGGCGCUCUGAAAGCAAAACAACGCGAAUAUAACCAAUUAAAGAGCAGAACAACUCUAUAUUUUCCCUUAAAUUCCUACGGAUUUCUCAGUGUUUCCCAAUACGAUUGAUUUUGUCGUCUUUUCAAUCAUGCCGUCUGCUUGUGACUCUCUUGUUGAUGAUAUCGAGGAUAUGGUAACCUCCAAUGACCCUACACCCCAUGAGCGCCAGUUUGCCAGGGGAAGCAUUGUGCCUCGUGCACGCAAGCACAAGCAACAGCCUGUAGGAGAAGAGCUUCUGGCAGACAGUGUGAUUCCUGGCACACAGAAGAUCUGGGUGAGGACGUGGGGCUGCUCUCACAACAGCUCUGAUGGCGAAUACAUGGCGGGGCAGUUGGCUGCCAGCGGUUAUAAGAUAACAGAGAAUCCAUCUGAUGCUGAUCUGUGGUUACUGAACAGUUGCACAGUCAAAAACCCUGCAGAAGAUCACUUCAGGAACUCCAUAAAGAAAGCUCAGGAGCAGAAUAAGAAGGUGGUUUUAGCGGGAUGUGUGCCACAGGCCCAGCCCAGGAUGGACUACCUGAAAGACCUGAGCAUCAUCGGGGUUCAGCAGAUUGAUAGAGUGGUGGAGGUUGUGGACGAGGCUGUCAAAGGUCACUCUGUGCGUCUUCUGGGUCAGAAGAAGGAGAAAGGGAAACGACUGGGAGGAGCGCGGCUGGAUUUGCCCAAGAUCAGAAAGAACCCGCUGAUUGAAAUAAUUUCCAUCAAUACAGGCUGUCUGAACGCUUGCACGUACUGCAAAACCAAACACGCUAGAGGGGAUCUGGCCAGUUACCCCAUAGAGGAGCUGGUAGAGAGAGCCAGACAGUCUUUCCAGGAGGGUGUCUGUGAGAUCUGGCUGACCAGUGAGGACACGGGUGCGUACGGCCGUGACAUCGGCACUGACCUGCCGUCUCUGCUCUGGGAACUGGUGAAGGAGAUCCCGGAGGGAGCGAUGUUGCGCCUGGGCAUGACCAACCCACCCUAUAUUUUGGAACAUCUGGAGGAAAUGGCCAAAAUCCUUAACAACCCGCGAGUCUACGCCUUCCUCCAUGUGCCUGUCCAAUCAGCAUCUGACAGCGUCCUGAUGGACAUGAAGAGAGAGUACUGCUGUGCCGACUUUAGACAGGUCAUGGACUUCCUUAAGGAGAAGGUUCCAGGCAUCACUAUUGCCACUGACAUCAUCUGCGGCUUCCCAGGUGAGACGGAUGAGGACUUUGAACAGACAAUGGAACUCGUGAGGCAGUACCGCUUUCCCAGCCUCUUUAUUAACCAGUUCUACCCACGACCUGGAACUCCUGCAGCCAAGAUGGAACAGAUUCCAGCACACGUGAAAAAACAAAGAACCAAAGAUCUCUCCGCUCUCUUCCACUCAUACAACCCUUAUGACCACAAGAUUGGAGAAAAGCAGCAUGUCCUGGUCACUGAAGAGUCCUUUGACUCCCAGUACUACGUGGCCCACAACAAGUUCUAUGAGCAGGUGCUGGUGCCGAAGAAGCCUGAGUUCAAAGGGAAGAUGAUCGAAGUGAAUAUAUAUGAGGCUGGGAAGCACUACAUGAAGGGACGGCCAGUGGAGGAUGCACAGGUCUUCACUCCCUCUAUUGCUCAGCCUCUUCAGAAGGGCCAGGUGUCUGGACUCCCUCAGGUCAGUCUACUUGACCAUGUCUUAUCGGAUUAGCUUGUUCUACGUCUU